GUCACGAGUGAAGUAAGCCCCUCAUUCACCUCUCUUUCUCUCUCUCUCUCUCUCUCUCUCUCUCUCUAAAAAUGGUUGACCGGAAGCCUCAGAACAAUGACUUUUCCGGCCCGCUUCAGACACCUAUUCCAGCUUUUGAUCCACCGCAGAAACCAAAGCGAAACAAGUAUGCUUUGGCUUGUGCUAUUUUAGCUUCCAUGACUUCCAUCUUACUUGGUUAUGAUAUUGGAGUAAUGAGCGGAGCAGGACUGUUCAUCAAGGAUGACCUCAAGAUCUCGGACGUCCAGCUGGAAAUCCUGAUGGGCAUUCUCAGCGUCUACUCCCUCUUGGGUGCCGCCGCCGCUGGAAGAACCUCCGAUUGGGUGGGGCGGCGGUACACCAUCGUCAUCGCCGCCGCGAUAUUCUUCGUCGGAGCCAUCCUGAUGGGCUUCGCCACCAACUACGCCUUUCUCAUGGUGGGCCGCUUCGUUGCCGGCAUCGGCGUCGGCUACGCCCUCAUGAUCGCCCCCGUCUACACCGCCGAGAUCUCCCCCGCCGCCUCCCGCGGCUUCCUCACCUCCUUCCCCGAAGUCUUCAUCAACGCAGGUAUAUUGUUGGGAUAUGUAUCCAACGUUGCGUUCUCCAAGCUUCCACUUAACUUGGGAUGGCGAUUCAUGCUCGGAAUCGGAGCGAUUCCCUCGGUGUUCUUGGCGGUGGGAGUGCUCGCCAUGCCGGAAUCGCCACGGUGGCUCGUUUUACAGGGUCGGCUGCGCGACGCCAAGCGAGUUCUGGAAAAAAUCUCAGAGUCCAAAGAGGAGGCUCAGCUGAGGCUCAACGACAUCAAGGAAGCCGCGGGCAUUCCGGAGGAGUGCAACGACGACGUCGUUCAGGUGCUUCGCAGUCGUAGCGGCGAAAACGUCUGGAAGGAGCUCCUGGUCCACCCGACUCCAGCAGUCCGGCACAUCCUGAUCGCCGGCGUCGGAAUUCACUUCUUCCAACAAACGACCGGUGUGGAAGCCGUGGUUCUGUACAGCCCCAAAAUAUUCGAAAAAGCGGGUAUAACUAGCAAAUCCCACAAGCUACUCGCCACAGUAGCCGUUGGAUUUUUCAAGACUAUGUUCAUUCUGGUAGCGAUGUUUUUACUUGAUCGGGUGGGGCGAAGACGGUUACUUUUGACCAGCAUGGGGGGUAUGAUCGUGUCCCUCGCGUGUCUAGGGAUGAGUUUGACGAUGAUAGAUCACUCGGAGAAGGAACUGAUCUGGGCUGUUGUUUUGUCGGUCUCAUCAAUUUUAGCGUUUGUUGCCAUGUUCUCGAUCGGGAUGGGGCCCAUGCCCAGUGUUUACAACUCAGAGAUCUUUCCACUGAGGCUGCGGGCUCAGGGAGUUAGCUUUGGAGUGGCUAUCAAUCGUCUUAUAAGUGGAGUUAUGUCCAUGACUUUUAUUUCUCUUUAUAACGCCAUCACCAUAGGCGGGGCUUUCUUUCUCUUUAUGGGGGUGGCCAUGCUCGGAUGGCUGUUUUUUUAUACACUCAUCCCAGAAACACAAGGUAAAACUCUUGAAGAAAUGCAGAUGUUGUUUGGUACAUUCUUUAAGUGGAGAUCGACAAUGAGAGAAUUGAAAAAGAAUAAGGAAAGAGUUAGGAGUGCCGAUGAUAGGUGACGGUAAAGAGGGUAGCUACAUGUGGUGUCUUUUUCUUCUCUUAUUGGUUGAGAGCCCCGGGGGUUAUACUUAUGAGAAAUGUUAGGCAUUAUGAAAUUUUUUUCAUGAAAAUGAUCAUGAAAGAUUUAUGACCUUUAGAUUACCUUAAUUAGUGUGUGAUGCAUUAUUCUAUGUGUAAUUCAAAGGUCACAAAUCUUUCAUGAUCAUUUUUAUGAAAGAUUUUUCAUGAUACCUAACAUUGCUCUAUAUUUAUAUGUUGAGAAAAGUUAGGGAUCAUAAAAAAAAUUUCAUAAAAAUGAUCAUAAAAGAUUUAUGAUCCUUAAAUUAGCUUGAUUAGUGUGUAGUGCUUUAUUCUAAGUGUAAUUCAAGGGUCACAAAGCUUUCAUGAUUAUUUUCAUGAAAGGUUUUUCUUGAUACCUAACAUUGCUGUUAUAUGUUGGGUGAUUGAGGAAUAACAUGAGAAGCCUAAUUAUUUGUAAUUGAUUGAAAGUACCAUGCCACAUGAUAUCCUCCAAGCAUCUAAAAAUUUUUCGACGGUAAGGGUUAAUAGUAACUAUCAAAUUCAAUUCGGCUUAAGUAAUGACCAAAUGUUAGGAUUAGAUUGAAUAUAGUUUUGUCAA
Messenger RNA from Camellia sinensis, 2257 nucleotides. The record is from RefSeq and is a predicted model, not a curated record. Lineage: Eukaryota; Viridiplantae; Streptophyta; Magnoliopsida; Ericales; Theaceae.